This is a messenger RNA of Symbiodinium pilosum, 1629 nucleotides long. Lineage: Eukaryota; Dinophyceae; Suessiales; Symbiodiniaceae. The record is from the annotation of a GenBank genome assembly.
AUGGCAGAAGAAGAUGACAACGAGUCAGUCAGUAGAUCCAACCUUCCGCCUGCUCGUGACACGCCGGAUCAUUGGGCAGAGAACGCGCCCGCAAAGAUUCUCGAUCUCAAUGGAAAGCCGAUGAAGAAAUUGUCGGAUGUCCAGUGGUACUUGGAACAGGAGACGAGGGCCAAUGAGCAAGGUCUCUACGACUACACGGAGGUGAACCUCGCAAAGUGCAAGUUGCAAGGUGAUGCUGCUCGGGAAGUGGCCAGAUUCUGCCACAAGUGCCCGUGGCUAAAGAUCCUGAAGCUACAUCACAACUGCAUAGACGACGAUGUGGUCGAGGACGACUUGAUGCACAUUUUCAAGCACUGUCAUCUCCUGGAAGAAGUCCAUCUCAGCCACAAUUGGCUGACUGAGAAGAGUUGUGUCCUUAUGGUGGAACAUGCAGGUAAGCAUUUACCAAAGGAAUGCACGCGCCCGCUCUGGUUGCGCAUGGAGCAUAACUGCUACAAAGAUCAUGCAGACAUUAUGCAUCGCUGCAAGCAAUCGUGGUGUGAGGCGUCCGUGUGCUUUCGAGAAGAUGACGAAAAUGGAAGGAAAUGUACCAAUCGUUGGUGCAAGAACAACGCGCGCAUUCAUUUGCCCUUCAUGUUAGAUGACGGUAAGGACCGAUGGAAGCAGAAUGGCAAGUCCUGGAGUCCUUGGCGCAACGGAGGCUAUGGUUAUCGGUACAAGGAUGACCAUGGUGACUAUGGCAACCGCGGCUACAACGGCUACAAUGGUGGCUCCUACGGCAACAAUGGCUAUGGCGGUAAAGGUCGUGACAGCAAUGGCUAUGAUAACAGAGGCUACUACCAGAAGUCCACUACAUAUGGCGGGUACGGCAAUCAUGAUGCCAUGGAGUCUUGGCAGGGUAACACGCACCAUCGUGCAAAUGGGUAUGGGUAUGGCCGCAGCCACAAUGACAGAACACGCGGGUUCGAGGACAGUGGCCGUGAGGGAAGAUGGCGUGACUCGCGCAGUCGUAGUCGGACACCUCCGACCAGGGGAGUUCGUCUGAGAGAACGAUUUUCCCCUCCAAGAGCUCGUGCUCCAGCCAUGCGCGUUCCAAGCCCACCACAGCGCCUGAGACGUCAGGCCGCCCCAGCCCGGCGAACAGUGCAGGCCUUGCCGCGCAAAGCUCCAACACCGCCCAGGCCCAGAAGGCAGCCACGUCAACCAAUCCGCCGUCCCAUCACCCCUGACCCUGUGCCAAACUACCAGCGCAACAGGCAGGCUCCUCAGCCUCCUCUGCCGCGGAAUCUUGGCAACCUUGCACAGGUUCGGCGGCCCCCCUCUCCACCAGCACGUCAUCCGAAGCCUACCCUCCAAAAGCAGCCCGAAGCAGAGCUAUCUUCCAGCUAUGAGUACUACAGCGACGACGAUGAGUACAGCUAUGAUGACGACGAUGAUGGGCCCGCCCCACAGGGACAGACCCGCGACGUAAAAAGCGUGGUGGUCCCUCUGUCCAAGGGCUUCCCAAAGGGCUCCGUGGGCCAGGUCCUUCCGGUCCAGAAGCACCAGUUCCAAUCCAAAGGUGCAUAUGCGCAGAGAAGGGAGCCACUCGCAAAAGGUCGACCUUUCCAACAGAAUCGGCGGCGGUAG